This is a messenger RNA of Penicillium verhagenii, 3717 nucleotides long. RefSeq names its product C2 domain protein. The record is from RefSeq and is a predicted model, not a curated record. Gene Ontology annotation, molecular function: lipid binding. The transcript is spliced from 5 exons. NCBI's taxonomy places the organism in Eukaryota, Fungi, Ascomycota, Eurotiomycetes, Eurotiales, Aspergillaceae. Bases 1 to 3717 code for a protein of 1238 amino acids.
AUGGCUGAACCUUCUGGUGGAGGAUUUGGGUCACCCCAACGGCAUCAUGUCGGAGAACACUGGAGUGGUGCCAACCCUGUUCCGACGGUUCAAAAAUUCAUCGAACACCUCGAUGAGGAGAAGAAGGAGCGGGAUUUGAGAAUUGAUGAAGAGAAACGACGAAAGGCCGAACGAUCAAGACAGCAACAAUGGGAGGAUACUCGUGGGAAGCAACAUUCUGUGGGCCAGGGCGAUGCGGUUGCUCACAAGGCGCGCGAGGUCUCCCAGGCCAAGGUGCGCACCGUGACUGAUCCCACUACUGGUAAAGAGAUUGGGGUUGAAGAUCAGGAUGAGACAUCUAUGGAGACAGUCAAAAAUCCAAUGUUGACCGUGCCCAAUGCUAAUAUUGGAGAGCCGACUGAGGUGAAAACCAGUCAUGACCAAGAAUUCUCAGAAUAUAAAGAAAAGCAGGACAUCACUGCACCCCCCGAUCCUAUCGCUGAAGGAACAACAUCCGAUGUGCCCAUUCGUGGCGAGAAGACUAAUGUGCUAUUCCACCCCACACCGACAGUCACUUAUGAACCUAUGUUCAAGGCAUUGGAAAAGCGUGCAGCAGGGCUAUGCAUUGGUAUUUCCGUUGCUAUCAUUGUCCUCGGUCGAACUUUUGGCGGCUCUCUUUGGGGCCUUAUCCCUUUGGCUGCAUGCAUUGCUAGUGGAGUAUGGUUAUGGGUAGGAGAGGUCAUUCGGAGUGGCAAAGAUAUGGAAUGGAGUAGCGAGCAGCUACGUGGACAGACCGCCACCGCAAAUCUUCUUCCAGAGUCCGUGGAGUGGAUGAACUCCUUCCUCAACGUAGUUUGGGGUCUCAUGAAUCCCGACAUGCUAAUUCCAAUGGCCGACACAAUCGAGGACAUCAUGCAAGCCUCCGCUCCAAGUGUGGUUGAAAAUGUUCGCAUCGCCGAAAUUGACCAGGGCAACAACCCGUUCCGUAUUCUCAGCAUGCGUGCCCUCCCAGACGGACACGUUAAGGACCUCAAGGAGAACAUUCACCAAUCAAACUUGAAAAAUAAAGAUCCCCAAGAAGCCGCAGCUACCGAGGAAGGAGGUAGCUAUUACAACAUGGAGGCCUCAUUCGCCUACCACGCGAAGCCGAGCGGCGGAACAGCUUCCUCAAAGGCUCGCAACAUGCACAUGCAUCUUGUCUUCUAUCUCGGUAUCCGUGGUCUAUUUGGUAUCCCAUUCCCCGUCUUUGUCGAACUCACCGAACUAGUCGGUACUGUCCGACUGCGUCUCCAGAUGAUGCCCGAGCCACCCUUCGCUAAGGACCUCACCUUCAGCUUGGUCGGAAUUCCCCACGUUAAAGCGGGUUGUGUACCCAUGAUCCGUCGCGGAGUCAACAUCCUCAACUUGCCUCUUAUUUCCAAUUUUGUGAAUUACGCCAUUGGUGCCGCUUGCUCCAUGUUUGCAGCGCCAAAGUCCAUGACUAUGGAUCUGAGCAUGCUGCUGAAGGGCGACGAUAUCCACAAGGAUACCAUCGCGCUAGGUGUUAUGUGGAUCCGCAUUCACCGGGCUAUUGGCCUGAGCAAGCAAGACCGUCGCGGUAGCGAAGGCGGUGGUAGUGAUCCGUACAUCAACCUGUCUUUCUCUAAAUACGGGAAGCCAAUGUACUGCACCCGUGUGAUCACGGAUGACCUCAAUCCUAUCUGGGAGGAAACUGCCGCGCUCCUUGUCACACCGGAGUUGAUCAAAGCGAACGAGAAUCUUAGCAUUGAACUCUGGGACUCUGACAGGAAUACCGCGGAUGAUAUUGUGGGUAAAGUCGAGCUGCCUAUCCGGGAGAUGCUUCAGCAUCCGGGCAGAAUGUUCCCACAGGUUUCUAAGCUGCAGGGUCUUGAUGAGGGCACUGAGAUGCCGGGUCAGUUGCAUUGGGAGGUUGGAUACUUUGGGAAGCCAAAGAUACGUCCUGAAUUGCGGACAGAUGGACAGAAGAAAGAUCUUCCUGAGAACUUGAAGGGAAAUCCCACCUUCGAGGAUGAAAAGGGAACUAUCAAUAAUGACGAAGAGGAUGCCGUUGUGCAUACACCUCCUGAUCCUAUCUGGCCCAGCGGCAUUGUACAUGUUGUCGUGCAUCAGAUUGUCAAUCUCCAGCUUGCCAAUAUUAAGGGCAGCGAUGGAAAUCGCAAGGGUAAAGAAUAUGAGCCUGCGAAGCCUUUUGGUGAGAAUACGGAAGAAGAAGGUGGUAAUCUGCCUACAAGUUACUGCAAGAUUUUGCUCAACGAUCAGCUGAUCUACCGCACCCGACCCAAGGCUGUUAGUUCCAAACCAAUCUUCAACGCCGGAACAGAGCGAUUCGUCCGUGACUGGCGCUCCGCCGUUGUCACAGUCACCGUUCGCGACCAGCGAUACAGAGAACACGACCCAAUUCUGGGCGUAGUGCCCAUCAAACUAUCCGACAUCUUCCAAACCAGCUCCCAAGUCACCCGCUGGUACCCUCUCGACGGAGGCAUUGGCUUCGGACGUAUUCGCAUCUCCCUUCUCCUGCGCCACGUCGAGACCAAGCUCCCACCCUCCAUGCUAGGCUGGGACGUCGGCACCUUCGAGUUCACCGCCGACAAGGUCGUCGCCAAGGACUACGGGCGUAUCGCCAAGAUCAAGAUGCGCACCGGCGGCAGCACAGGCAAGAUCACACGACACAAGGCGCACACAGAAGGCAACGACGUCAUCUACGACACCUCGGACGAGAGCUUCCGCGACACACUCCGUCUCCCCGUAAAGCACCGCUACAGAUCGCCCGUCGUCUUCGAGUUCCACACCCAAGGCAAGCGCGGCUCGGCCGCCUACGCCAUCCUCUGGCUCCAGCAUCUAGUCGACAACGAAGACACAGACAUCGACAUCCCGAUCUGGACAACCAAGAGCGGCGCCCGAUUGACGCAAAACUACAUCACGGAAGAGAACUGGCGUGCAAAGGAAGUGCCCGGCCUGCAGGACCUGACGACCGUCGGCCGCCUGCAAUUCAAGUGCCGCUUCUCGCCCGGCAUCGACGAGUCGCACGAGCAAUUCGUCAUCGACAACGACUCCCGCGAGACCUUCGAGACCUGGGAAGCAUGCGUCUCGCAGGGCGUGCGAACGCGCAGCGUGUCGAUCGAGGUCCCCGAGGAAGUCGAGCAGAAACAUGAACAGAGCCUGAUCGACUCACGGGACGUGCUUAAGAACGCCCCGCCGGAUGAGCGGCGGCAGUGGAUUGAUCGUGAAGGCCACGAUUGGAGCGGUGCGUUUGGGCACGAUCCGCGCGCGUACACGGAUUCCGUGGGGCGGAAGGUCGCGGAGCCGGGUAAGGAUGUGCCGCCUCAUGACCCUGUUACGCCGCCUCCGUUGAAGGGGCAGCCGUCUGUUCGGCGGAGCACAGGGGGUGGUGGUGAGAAUGGGCACGAGCAUGGGGAUGACGAUCAGGACUCCGUGUCAGAUGACUCUGAUCAGGAUUCUGAUCAGGAUUCUUACCAGGGUCCGUCUACUGUUAGUGGGAGCUCGGCGACGGCUAGUUCGUCGAGGAGCAUGGAACAGACGAAUAAGGCGUUCCAGCGCAGUGAGCAGCGUCAGCAGCGUGGGAUGAUGCAAUGGCGGCCGGCUAGAAAUGCGGCUUUCGUCAAGGAUGAGGCUAAGUUCGCGCUUAGGAAGCUCAAGAAAAAGGUUGGGGCUGGUGGGCUUACGGGACGUGAGCCGGAUGUUGAGACGGAGACCUAA